CCAGAUAUAAGACCGUUAAAUCUCUCAGAGACGGGGAUGAAAUCCAGCACAUUCCAAAUCAGGUCAAUUGGAGUUUGUGGUCAGAGGACAGUCAGUCAUAUUUGCGUCAGUCGAAGGUUUUGUACUGGGUGAGGUAAUGUCUUAUGUCUCCUCUUUCCUCCUUGUAGCUUGACGGUGUCCUACCUCAAGGUGUGACUGACGUCUACUGUCUGUGACUCACCUGGCCACGAUCUCAGAUCCACCAUCCAUCCUUUGUCUCUGAACAAGGUCAACCUACACCACAGGUCGACCUUCAUAAACACCAUCACUUAGAGUCGAACAUUAUCCAGAAGCCCAUUCAGAACUCCAUUACCCAGAAAUUCCUCCAAAAUUACCCUGCAGCAGCAUGCAAACCCCGGCCUCCAUGGUAAUGGGCAUCGUGUUCGCCCCUCUGGGCCUGGUGCUGGUCUUCAUGGCAGCCAUCACGCCCCAGUGGAGGGAGGGGCAGACCCAGCUAGUGGGUGUGGCCGGGGCUGAGCCCCGCCUCCUCCUGCGCACCGAUGGCCUAUGGGAGAGCUGCCUACAGGUGGCCCACUCGGAAUUGAAGCAGUGCUGGCCAGUAGAAGGCGCCUACCAGAGCGACCCACAGGUGAGGCUGGCGCAAGGCCUUGUGCUCAGCUCCUUGUUCCUGUGUGGUGCCGGCAUUGUGCUGGCCAGUGUGGGGGUGAGGUGCUGGACCGACCUGCCUCUGAGAAGCGUGGUGGCGGCGGGAGGCCUUCUAGUGGCGCUGUCAGGCCUGCUGAGUCUAACCGCCCUGGGGGUGUACACACACAACCUUGGAAUACUGGGGAUGGAGCAGACACCCCCCCACAGACCUCAUCAUAGGCUGCCACAGCUCACUCUCCACCCGGCCGGGUCGCUCUACUUCGGCUGGGUGGGGGGAUGUGUACAGGUGGUGGGGGGGGUGGCGCUACUGCUCAGCUUCAAGAUUCGGCCCAGAUGUCCCUCCUGCUCACAGCUGAAGAACAAGCAGGACACAGAGGUGUACGACGUCAGCUGUUAGUGGAGACUGGGGGAGAGUUACUGUGAGUGAAGAUGAUGAAUUGGAUUUACCCUUAACACUACAAAGCCAAGCAAAAGCCGAAACAAGCUGUACUGCAAUUGCUUGGUAUGUUUCCACCAUAGUUGCUAGAACAAUGCUGGAAAGGGCAUUGUGAAAAGAACAUAUCUAAGCCAACACAGUAAGGUUCAGGUCGACACCAGGGGCAGACUGGGACCAGAAAUUGGCACUGGCAUUUCUAAAACACUGGCCAUUGAUUUUCCUCGAGGCCCCCAAACCGGACAAUUUUUUUCCCUUGAAGCCCCCAUUAUUAGCUAAAUAAUGAUCAAUUUCUGCAAAAACCCAAGCUAGAAAGGGAUACUGGUCUAAAAAUGUACCCGAAAUGCCAGCUGGCCAUUCUGCCCCUGGUUAACACAACAGUGUGAAAAGGGUGUUUGUGGAUGGUUUGGGUUCAGUGGUGGGAGUCUUUUGUUCAUUUGGCACAGAGGGUGUAUGAAGGAUGAUGAACUUGAACUUUUGUAAAGGAAGCUGUAUGGCACUGUGGUGUUUAACUUGGAGAUGAUAACCUUAAAAAAAUUAAGUAUUCAUGUUGCCUUUAACUGCAAAAAAAUAUAUAGAACUGUCACAAAGCAACGUUUUGAUGUCAGCCUUGUAGGUAGCCUACUACCCAUGCCUUUGCAAACUCUUUGCCCUUUGUCUAAUACUUUCUCUUUCUGUCCUGAUUUUCAUUAAGUCAUGGUUUCUGUCAGACACAAUAUUUGAGCAUACAGCAGACCCUACUACUUCUGUGUCAAACUAAAUGUAUAUGAUUUAGGGAUAAUCUUAGAUCUAAGGGCAUAUUUAGGACUUAAGCUUUAGAAGCCGUGUUAGUUGUUGACCAUUUUUGACAAUACCUCAAAGAAUGAAAUUGCGGAUUGUAUAGAAUUUUAAGUCAGGCAUACAUUACAGAUGCCAAAUCCUAUUGAUGACUGUGAAGAUUUUAUCAAGAUGUUUAUACUGUUUGUAGUGUA
Oncorhynchus tshawytscha (Chinook salmon) is the source of this 2049-nucleotide messenger RNA. RefSeq names its product claudin 23-like (gene cldn23l). The record is from RefSeq and is a predicted model, not a curated record. Gene Ontology annotation, biological process: bicellular tight junction assembly; cell adhesion. The transcript has a single exon. Gene Ontology annotation, molecular function: structural molecule activity. NCBI's taxonomy places the organism in Eukaryota, Metazoa, Chordata, Actinopteri, Salmoniformes, Salmonidae. Gene Ontology annotation, cellular component: bicellular tight junction; plasma membrane. Bases 386 to 1042 code for a protein of 218 amino acids.